Cylindrotheca closterium is the source of this 1665-nucleotide messenger RNA. The record is from the annotation of a GenBank genome assembly. NCBI's taxonomy places the organism in Eukaryota, Bacillariophyta, Bacillariophyceae, Bacillariales, Bacillariaceae.
AUGACAAGCCGGUCGCGAGACAACGAGUGCUAUGACUAUGUUAUCGUUGGAGCGGGUCCAUCGGCAAUGGGGCUAUUGUAUGGACUUUUGGUUGAUCAUUUGCCUCCAUUUUCCAUUUGCAUUGUGGAUCAGGGUGACGAUUCACACGACGACACGACAGGAGAUCCCAAGGAUUGGUAUGCAGCAUCGCACAUUCGAUCUUCGAAGAGCGUUUACCAGAUAUUUUCCACCAUUACUAAUCGGGUGGUGGAUCUACCCAUCGGAAAAGGCCUUGGUGGCACUUCAAACAUCAAUGCAACCUUGUGCAUGCCUCCUCUGGCAAGUGACUUGGAGUCUUGGCCCAGUCCUUGGAAAGAGAACUUACUUAUUCAUGUACAAGAGAUCCAAUCUGUACUGAAGAACAAUGAAGUACUACAAGGAGCCCAUGGCUCAUGCAGUAAUCCAUCAUCAUUUCCGUUCAAGGAAAAGUCAUCUCUGGACAUCAUGACAGGCGUCCCAACACUAGCCACAAAGAGCGAUGGUGGUACAUCAUCAAAGUUUGAGUAUGUACGGAGAAACUACUUUGAUGGACUCGUAGAACCUUUGCUGAAGAAUAAUCCACAUUUGAAAGACUCGGUUGUAUUCCUUCUCGGAUCCCAAGUUCAGAGGAUAAUCAUGGACGAAUCAAAUGCGGCUGCCAAGGGUCUAGUCUACAGUUCCAGAAACGGCGAGCUGUGUACUAUUCAUGCUCGCAAAGAAGUCAUUGUUUGUGCUGGAGCCAUUGAAAGCCCCAUACUCUUGCAACUAAGUGGAGUGACUCUAGGAGGUCAGGUCGGGCUGCAUCUGAAGGAUCAAGUCUUGAUCCCAAGGGUAUUCUUUGCUACAAGCAUGGAAUACACUAAAUGCAAGACAGUGAACGGUAUACGCGCUUUGGGUCACUGGAGGGAAGGACGAGACGUAUUACAAGUGGCCAUCUUGGACACUUCCACAAUUCAGUCCAUAGUUCCGACUACAGUUGCAAUGGCAGUGCGGCGAAAUUGCAAUGGCUUUUUGUUCUCCCAAACAUGGAAAAGAGUGUUUGAAUUUAUCUACCUGGUCUUCAAAGGGUUGGUCUCUUGGACGCUUUGGUGCAUGCCCGUGCAACGCUUGGUUGAAUCCUACACUGUCACAACGCUGGUCUUUCUCAUGCAUCCUGUUUCAGAAGGAUCCGUUCGGAUACGACCUAGAGACAAUCGAGAGUCGCAGGACGAGCUGAUGAGACGUGAUGUGGACAUUACCGUCAAUGUCAACUAUCUCCAAGACCAAAAGGAUAUCGAGACUUUGAGAAGGUGCUGGAAUUCCACAUGCCAAGACGGUAGAGCCACUGAGAUAUUUCCCCGCUGGAUGUUUCAACCUGUAGCUCAGAUAUUCUUCAGCUGGAAUUGGUUCCAAGGCUUUUGCCGACUCUUUUCGCAGCCCUACUACCACUUUUGCUGCAGUUGCCGAAUGAAGACGACGGGCAGAGAUAAUUGGGUCGUGGACUCGAGUUUGACCGUUUGCAACCACUCGAGGCUUCGUGUCUGCGACGCUUCUGUCUUUCCACACACCGUAUCCAACCCUCCCGCCUUGACAUGUGCCGCUUUGGGAUAUGGCCUCGCAAAAAUUUUGGUAGCAACAGUAGAGAAAGAUAAGGUAUGCAGCAAAUGA